Molecule: messenger RNA, 2083 nt
Organism: Copidosoma floridanum
Lineage: Eukaryota; Metazoa; Arthropoda; Insecta; Hymenoptera; Encyrtidae
Product: T-complex protein 11-like protein 1
Biological process (GO): signal transduction
Source: RefSeq, a predicted model, not a curated record
GAAUAAGAGGAUUACCAUGAAUGGUGAGUGACCAUCAAGAGACAAUGACUUCCUCUUUGAUAAAAUCAUUGACAAAAAUGGAAAAACAGGUUUGAGGAAGUUACCACGGACAAGUGUGUUUAUGUUCAAAGGCACAGUGGGUGUUCUUUUAAUAGAUGCAGUUUGACCUCAUUUUUACUCACUCCCUGGCAUCAGCAAAAUUAGUCAACCUGUAGAUUUUGCUGGAUGCACACUACUGGAUGUAAGAGUGUCUUGUGAAAGUCUGUUGAAUUUUUUGUAAAUAUAGCAACAAAUAUGCCUGACAGUGAAGAAAUGAAGAAUGAUGAACAAAAGUGUCAAGCUGCUGAAGCUUCUGGCUCUGCAGCAAUCAAUUGUGCUUCCCCGUCAUUAGAAAAUCAUGAUCAAGAUAGCCUUGAAAGGGCUCGGAGCUUUAUGUUGGAUGGCUGGGUUGCUGCAUCGCCUCCAAAAUUUGUUUCUUUAGAGGAAAUUAUAAAAGCAGCAAAAGGCAUGCAAAACAUGGCUCUAGCGCACGAAAUCGCUGUUGACAAAAAUUUUAAAAUAGACAAACUGGAGCCAGAAGACGAUACGUUGCAUAAAAAAGUCAAAGAAAUCAUGCACAAAGUAUUCUGGGAUAUUUUGGCUAAUGAACUGUCACAAGAACCACCAGUGUUUACUCAAGCUUUGAGAUUAUUAGGAGAAAUUAAAGAGUCUCUUGAUGAACUACUUCUUCCACAUAAUGCUAGAUUAAAAGAAACAAUCAAUCAAGUUCUUGAUGUUGACCUGAUUAAACAGCAAGCAGAAAAUGGUGUUUUAGAUUUUUCGCAUUAUUCUCAAUAUGUAACUUCUAUAAUGGCAAAAAUCUGCGCUCCCGUGAGAGACGAAAAAAUCGAAGAAAUAAAAAGAUGUACCGAUGUAAUCGAUACUUUCAAGGGAAUAAUGGAAGUUCUUCAAUUGAUGAAGUUGGAUUUGGCAAAUUUCACAAUUAACAUGAUAAGACCGAACAUAGUUGCAUCGAGUAUUGAAUAUGAAAAGAAAAAAUUUGCUGAAUUUUUGAAAAUUCAAACAGAUGGACUCUUUUACACUAAGAAAUGGUUAUUGCAGCACCUAAAUCAAGAAGUAAUAAACUCAGCUACUACAGAUAUCAAUUCUGUUAAGAAAAUAACACACUCCCUUUUGGCUGAAGCUUAUUUGGACUUGUUAGAAUUUGACUCUUCACCAAAUGCAGAAACUUUAAUGCUAGAUCAGGGAAGAUUACUAGAUUUACGUAAUAAGACUAGUAGAUUGGCUAUCACUGGCUCAAUUUUAUUACUUUUGAAACCUCUUUCGUGUUCACUAACUGAUCCAUGCAAACAAGAAAUAAAGGAACAUAUUUUAGUUUUGCUGAAUACUACUGUGUCAAACAAAGAUUUGGAAGAAGUCAUGCCAAAUAUCUUAGUUCAGGUAAAAGCAGAUAUUAUGAAGGCGUCUCCAAAUUUAUCAAAUGUUGCUGACAUUCCAGAACAAAAUGUAUUAUCGAUUUUGGAAAAUCAAAUGAUAAAACUUCCCAAACCUGAGCAUAAAAUUCGCGAACUCGUCACAUCGAGAAUACGACAUUUCUUAAGAAAUAUCAUCGUAUCACAAACUGCAGCCCCACAGCAGAUUCCGCCUGGACUGUCACCACUUCAAAAAGAACUGACUGAUGUAGCAGCUCAAUUUGCUAUAUUAUUUUCGCAUAAUAGGAGUGUCUUUGGUGAAUAUUACCAAGAUAUCGUUGGUACAGCCAUCAACGAAAAAAAAUCAAGCUAUAAUAAUGCAAGGGCAACGGAAACGAAUUCGUAAAUUUUUAUUACUUUGUAUUUAUAAAUAACGUACCACUGUAUCCUUCAUAAGGACAUAGAUCGUUUGGGAUUUAAAAAAUGCUAACGACAGGCAUGCAUUCUGUACAAAAAUUGCUGUUAUUUCCAUUGUUCAAAAAUGUUUUAACUAAACUGAAUUACGUUUGAUCAAAUUAUUUUCGAGAUUAUUUUUGCUUAAAUAAAAAUGGUAAUAUAUUUAUUAAUUUAUUCUGGGUAACGUAACUCGAUAGUGAAGAUUACUAUGGUAU